AUGGUGGCCAAAGAUGAGGGCAGCAACAGGAGGCCAGCCAUCCUGUCCUAUGCAGAGUCCGAUCUGGCAUCCUUGGCGAUUUGCGGCUAUAUCGGUGGCCGCUGCAUGCACUUGAAAUAUCCGGGCCCGGCGUUUCCCAGCCCCGAGUGGGUCGCCUGGGGCCUGGCGGGGGCCUUGCUGACAGCCUUCGGAGGCGGAAGCAUGUACGUGCUGCUGAUGAAGAGGCCUGCGGCGCAGCCAGCCUUGCUGCGGGGGCCGCUGGCCGGUGCCUAG
This is a messenger RNA of Symbiodinium natans, 273 nucleotides long. The record is from the annotation of a GenBank genome assembly. Lineage: Eukaryota; Dinophyceae; Suessiales; Symbiodiniaceae.